Molecule: messenger RNA, 2595 nt
Organism: Bombus impatiens (common eastern bumble bee)
Lineage: Eukaryota; Metazoa; Arthropoda; Insecta; Hymenoptera; Apidae
Product: serine protease gd
Exons: 7
Coding region: 479-1891 (470 amino acids)
Biological process (GO): proteolysis
Molecular function (GO): serine-type endopeptidase activity
Source: RefSeq, a predicted model, not a curated record
AACGUUGACAGUAGGUACCUCGUGAACCGUCAGUUGAGAUCCUACCUACAACGUAAACUGACAACCCAGGUUAGAUAGAUCGUGAUCAAUCUCGUUUCGUUAAAACUUGUCGAUAUAAAGUGAAAAGUGUUCGACUCUGAACGUAGAAAAUCUUGAUCGACCUAUAUCGUGACGUGAAACACUUUUUUUGAAUAUUUAAUGUACUUUAUACAUUUUUCAUGAUUUUAUUCACGAUAAUUAACGAUAUACUCAAGGGAAUGAAUAGUUUCGUGUGAGCAUACUUGUGAUAGUGAUUAAUCUGUGUUCAGAAUUUCUUUUUUCAUUCAAAUUUGUUAAUGAUGGAGUCAAUGUCACUCAGUGCUGCUAAUUCAAGUAGAUUUUGAGAUACAUAGAAUCAGAGUAUUUAACGAAGAUUGGCUGAAUAAGUGUUUCGAGAGAAAGUUAUCAACAGAGGUUAUCUCUUGCUGAGAGUUCCAAGAUGAUCAGUAUCAUCGUCAAGACUAUUUUGCUGGUGUAUCUUUCUCAAUUGUUUGUUGGGGUAGUUGGCCAGUCGCCGUGUUCCAACUACUUCCGAUAUAUUCAGGAUGAUGUCUCAAACGAACUCAUCGGUUACAUUGAAAUACCAUUCCCACCACGUGGAGUUAUCUUGCAACUCAGCGUCACUUUAAGUAUCGCUGUUGUACUACCUUCGAAAUACGUUGGACGAUUGGAAUUGGCAACUUCGAAAGAACAAUCUAUUAAGGCAGUGAACGAGGGCAGGCCUCUGUCGUACAAAAUCCAUUUUCCUCUACCUCAGCCAAUACCAUUAUUAAGCAGUUUGUGGUUCAACGAUCAAUUUAUCUGUUUCGGUCCACGUGCAAGUGGACCAAUUGUCACCUCUAUUGUAUUAAAUCACACACUCUACCCACCUGCAAAUGCUCUCAGUAAGCAGCCAGAAUUUAAUAACAAUAAUAAUUGGAACGGGAUGAGGAAUAUAUAUCCGCCUCCAUCAAUGAUCGAUCGACGCGAACCUUCGCAACCCUCGCAAAUGGGACCAAAUGUGCCAAAUAUUAAACUCGUGCCACCAAAUAAUGAACAAAUUAAUCUAGCGUGUGGUCGAAGCAGUAUCGAACCUGUUAAUCCUCUCAUAGCUAGAGGCGAGAAAGCGUCCCCUGGUCAGUGGCCAUGGGUGGUAGCAAUCUUUUUGGUCAAAUUAAAAUUUGAAUUUCAGUGCUCAGGCACGUUGAUCUCGAAUACACAUAUUAUUACAGCUGCGCACUGUUUACAAAUGAAUAAAGUAAAUCUACCUGCUGGCUCAUUUUUGGUAUCCUUGGGACGCUAUCGACUUCGAGACUGGAGAGAGAAAGGUUCGGAGAAUCGGGAAAUAAUAGAGUAUAAGGUUCACCCCGAUUUUGUCGCGGGUGGUAAUGCCGAUGCAGAUUUAGCGAUAUUGAUGCUACGAGAGAGAGUGGAAUUCAAUUCGAUGAUAAAACCUAUUUGUCUUUGGUCCGGAUCUUCGCUUCUGUUAAACGUUGUAGGCAAGGUUGGCUACGUAGUAGGCUGGGGACGCGACGAAUUGGGAAACCCGUAUGUUCAAGAGCCCCGACAGAUCAAGGUUCCGAUCGUGGCUCAGGAAGUUUGUCUCUGGAGCAACAGCAACUUCGUCGCGUUCACCUCAAACCGAACGUUCUGCGCUGGUCAGAGAAACGGAAGUGGCCCGUGCAACGGCGACAGCGGAAGCGGCUUCGUAAUAUACAAUAGCGAAAUGGAUCGUUAUCUAUUGCGAGGGGUCGUUUCGAGGUCCCUUUUGGACAGUAGCACUAUGUCUUGUGACUUAUCGCAAUUCGUCGUUUAUGUAGACAUUGCUCAACACCUAAACUGGAUACAAACAGAGAUUUCUAAGAAUAAUUGAUGAUCAAUGAUUAACUGAUAAAUUACUGAUGAUUGUAGCUAUAAAUGUACUAGUCGAUUAGAUUUUGUAUAUAAAUUAUUAUUUUAUCAUAUUAAACCUUAAAUGGUUCGUAGAAUAGUUUUUAUUUUAUAGAAUACCAAAUCUUGAUCAAUCGAAGAUGUUACAUUACCUUUAUUUUGAUUCUUUAGACUUGUGUCAUAGAUUACACUUCGAUUUAUUCGUUGUAUUACGUGCCGAUAAACAAUUGAAAUGAUCCUAUGUGCUUGCAAAAAGUGGUUUAAAUGCGAUAUUUCUGAACUGUUCAUGUUUCUGUUGUUUUAUUACUCGGUCAGUGCUCUCCGUAUCAGUAUUUACGAAAUUGAUGAUGGUAAGUGUACAAAAGUAUACGAUUUACCUGUAAGAAUAGAUGAUAUAGCGUAAUUUAAUUAUUUUAUAUCGUAUCGUGCGUAUUAUUUAUUACUGACAUACUUUUCGUUCUUAAAUCGAUUGCGUCUGCAUUUAUUUUCCUUUGCAUAAAACAUGUCCUUUAUCUUAUAUAGUUUUAUGCAAAUUGUAUACAGUUUUAUUAAUUUGUAGAGAACUGUUUAUUACGUAUUCUAGUUUUAAUUCCAUAGCAUUCCAUUACGACAUACAUGUUUGCACUUUUCUUACAAUGUUAACCCGACUUAUUGUAUGUACAAUAAAAUGAUCCUGUUGACUAUGAA